Molecule: messenger RNA, 2042 nt
Organism: Haliotis rubra (blacklip abalone)
Lineage: Eukaryota; Metazoa; Mollusca; Gastropoda; Lepetellida; Haliotidae
Product: neuropeptide F receptor-like
Exons: 2
Coding region: 101-1234 (377 amino acids)
Biological process (GO): G protein-coupled receptor signaling pathway
Cellular component (GO): membrane
Molecular function (GO): neuropeptide Y receptor activity
Source: RefSeq, a predicted model, not a curated record
GCAUCAGUAAAGGCAUCAGGAGCUGGUCUUCACCAGACCACCCUGGAGACAACAUCUGUGUGAUUUGGAUAUUCAUGUAUCGGUGCCUUUAACGUUAAGCAUGAUCAAGAACUUCCUCAGCAACCGAACAUGGUACGGCUUUUCGUUCAACAACUACAGCGUGUUGGAAUACCACGGCAUCAUGAUGCGGGCACAGGGGGAAGACCACUGGUUCCCCCCUGCCACAGAGGGCAUCCUGGUCUGUUGCUACUGUCUCGUCAUCCUCUUCGGUCUCCUAGGCAACCUCCUGGUGUGUGUUGUCGUGUACCGGAACGCCCAGCUCCGCUCCCCGAGGAAUCUCCUGAUUUUGAAUUUGUCACUGUGCGAUAUCAUAAUGUGCGUAAUAUGCAUGCCCUUCUCUUUAAUCCGAAUGACACUGAAGAACUGGCCCCUCGGAGAAGCUUUGUGUAAGAUUGUGCCUUCUUUGCAGACAAUUGACGUGUUUGUGGGCACAUUUACUAUCGUGGCCAUAGCGUUUGAUAGAUACAAGGCCAUAGUCUGUGUUGUGAGGGAACGCCGUCAACGAAAGCCUGUUAUGUAUGUCAUCAUUGGGAUCUGGGUUGCAGCGCUAGUGAUGUCGCUACCGAUGUUAAUGUUUCACCGAGUUCACACCGCAGACAUGGUGGAGUACCACGUGUGCGUGGAAGACUGGCCGUCGGAUCCCUUCAAAGGGAUUUACACUACUGUAAUCAUGAUAGUUCAAUACAUGACACCGACGCUCGUUAUAACUAUUCUGCACGCACGGAUAUGUCACUUCCUGCGUUUGCGCAUCGAGGAAAAUCCUACAACGGAAGCCGAAAACAAUCGGGCCCUGAGGUACAUGCGACAACACCGACGGAACCUGCUACUUCUCACCGCCAUCGCUGUUUCAUUUUCAAUCACCUGGCUUCCACUGACGAUCCUUAAUGUUACAGCGGACUUUGAUUACAUGCUAUUUGCUGACAAGAACUUUAACCUAAUGUACGCAAUCUGCCUGCUAAUAGCAAUGGGAUCUGCUGGCUUGAAUCCUCUGUAUUAUGGAUGGUUCAACGUCAACUUCAAGAACGCGUUCUUUGAGCUUCUGUGUCAGCCGGACGGUGACAGCGCCCAGGACAGGAGUAGUGGCAGCGGUAAUGGCUCGAAUGCUAAAACGGGAUUCAAAUACGAAACCUUUAAGGUUGAUUCAAGGGAGGGGUCGAUCAGGCAAAGCAACUAAAUCUUACAUUCCCUAAUAUGUCAAACAAUGCAAUACCAUACAGCGCAGAAACCCACCUUACGGGACAGUAUUGCGAUAACCUGCACCUAAGUCACUUUCUUCACAUACAUAGAUCAUGCAAUAUCUUAAACGGGUUCGGUGGCAAACUUUAGGAUAUGGUUUGGUUGCUCACAGCUUAUGUUAUUAUUUUUGUUCUGGGACUAAAGAAACUAAAUUAUCGGAAAUCUGCAGUGGAUAUGAGGUCAGUGUAGAUCAUGCUAAGUUGGUUCCUCACCCAAACAAAUGAAGUGCAUAUUAAUAUAGUAAUUAGAGUAGUGCAUCCCUUGUGUCAAUGUCCAAUCAAUAUGCGGACGAUUGUAGCCGCGAACCAGCUUCGCCCAUUUCGCGUAGUAUGAGAAAUACAGUCUAAGGAUUGGACCACUCGAUGGACGGUCUUCCACUGGGUCGAUGAUUCGACGUUGAACAAAGUCCAUUUGCUCGUCGGAUAUGUAGGGCUGUCACGUAUUAAUCAUAUUUAACUCAUAACGUUUCUUGAAGGAGUCCUUUAGAUUUUUGGCGCAAUGUUUGAUUGGGUUUAAUAUCGCAAUGAACAGUAUUGCAGGUAUGUCACUGCAAGUGUCUAAAACGAUGAAAGCCAAAGUACUGACUAAUCAGGUACCACAUUCAGACCCACGGCCAACGGCUAAAGAAUGGAACGAGCGAAGUUCACUCCUUCUUAACCCAGUUUAUGCUCUUUGAACAAUGUAUCAGUCUUGGCAUUGCAUAGUUUUCCAAACAUAAGGAUGAAGGACCUUGACGUCUGUAAAAG